Xyrauchen texanus (razorback sucker) is the source of this 2250-nucleotide messenger RNA. RefSeq names its product xaa-Pro aminopeptidase 3-like. Gene Ontology annotation, cellular component: mitochondrion. The transcript is spliced from 10 exons. Bases 304 to 1833 code for a protein of 509 amino acids. NCBI's taxonomy places the organism in Eukaryota, Metazoa, Chordata, Actinopteri, Cypriniformes, Catostomidae. The record is from RefSeq and is a predicted model, not a curated record. Gene Ontology annotation, molecular function: metalloaminopeptidase activity; manganese ion binding.
AACUGGGCUGACCAAUCAGAGCGCUGGAGUCCUUCAUCGAUCUACCAAUAGGCGUUCAGAGUCUUCCAUGUGUGGGAUGACACUUGCCAUCUUUCAUGCGAUCCUGCUGUGAACUGUAAGAUUAAGCGCUAAACCAAAACAUGAAUUCUUUACCACAGUAUAUUACUUUUAAGUUAACACUCAGGAGCGUUGACUUAUUUUGCUAACGUUUUUUAACGCCUACAGUUGUACGAACUUAGUCUACCUCAUGUUGAAAGUUGGCACAUCAGUUCACCUCUGUAGGAAUUACGUGAACUUGCACUGAUGUUGCAUUCCUCCACUAGUCUAAGAUUCGCCGUUCAGUUUGUUUCUCGGUCUCAUUGGAGUCCAGGAUCUGUAUGGUAUCCAUGCAGGAAUGUGUCCGUGAAAACAGGGGGAUGGAAAACCAAGAAAGUUCCUCAGCGCUACCUGGGCCAGCCAAGCCCGUACACACACCCUCACCUCAUCGCACAUGGCGAGGUAACCCCGGGUCUUACCCAGGCAGACUUUGAGUUGCGUCGGCAGCGCUUGGCAUCUCUGAUCGAGAUGCAGAAAGAGCGACUGACAGGUUCUAGAAUCUCCUCAAACUCCUCCCACAUCGUCAUCGUCUUAUCACAUCCCAUUCGCUACAUGACCAAUGACAUCCCUUACCCGUUCCAUCAGAACCAGGACUUCCUGUACCUGACCGGAAUAGUGGAACCGGACAGCGCCCUGGUGAUGUACGGAUCAGGUAAGCCGGACCAGGCCAUGUUGUUCGUCCCCAGGCGAGACCCAGCACGAGAGCUUUGGGACGGGCCACGUUCGGGGAAAGAUGGUGCAGCUGCCCUGACCGGUCUAGAGAGAGUUCACAGCACAGAGGAACUGGGCGUAGUGUUAAGGAGCUUGAAAGGAGAAACAAUAUGGUAUGACAGCUCUCAACCAUGCCACCCACGGUUACAUCAGACUCACGUGCUUCCCCUGUUGGAGGGAGGACCCAUGACGCUGCCUCUCCGACCACUCACUCACUCCCUCAGAGCCAUUAAGAGUCCAGCAGAGGUCAUGCUGAUGAAGGAAGCAGGACGGAUCACUGCCCAGGCAUUUAAGAAGACGAUGGCUGUGUCAAGAGGAGACAUUGACGAGGCACUUCUUUAUGCGAAGUUUGAUUUUGAAUGCCGUGCUCACGGUGCUAACUUUCUGGCAUACCCUCCUGUGGUUGCCGGUGGAAACCGAGCCAACACACUUCAUUACAUCAACAAUAAUCAAUUAGUGAAGGAUGGAGAAAUGGUGUUGUUGGAUGGGGGUUGUGAAUAUUUUGGUUACGUUAGUGACAUCACGCGUACUUGGCCGGUGAAUGGAAAGUUCAGUUCUGCUCAGAGAGAGCUGUAUGAGGCUGUACUGGAAGUGCAGUUAGCCUGUCUGUCUCAAUGUAAUCCUGGGAUCAGCCUGGACUACAUAUACUCCACCAUGCUCGCUCUGUUGGCCCGACAACUCAAAGAGCUCGGAAUCAUCUCACAAUCCUCCAGUGAUACAGACACAUUGAAGGCUGCUCGGAAAUUUUGUCCCCAUCAUGUGGGCCACUACCUGGGAAUGGACGUUCAUGACACACCAGAGCUGUCCCGUUCACAGCCACUGCGGCCUGGCAUGGUUAUCACUAUAGAACCAGGGUUGUACAUCAGUGAGGAUGAAAGCUCAAGUCCGGAGCGCUUCCGAGGACUCGGGGUGCGAAUAGAAGAUGAUGUGGUGAUCCAAAAUCAUGGGGGGCCCCUCAUCCUGUCUGCACACACCCCAAAAACCAUCGCUGAUGUGGAGAGAGCUUGUGCACAGAGAGAAGACUGAAGGCAUCAGGAGAGAGAACAGAGCAAAUGUUUCCAGCAUGAGUCUCGGCCCUCCAUUUUCCUAACAUCUCUCAUAGGGUUUUCUUUAAAUGCCUUAGAGUGAAUCCACUUACAGUGGGAGGUCUAUUUUUUACAAAACUUGCUCCAGUUAAGUAUUAAAUCUGGAGGAUUAAGAGCUGGAUGAGUCUGGGCAGGGUGCACCGUCUCCCUUAUACCCAGUUCAUUCCUACUCUAGCAAAUUGGAGGUUCUUGUUUUUUUUGGUUCAUUUGAUGUAUUUAAAGGAAUAUUUCACCCAAAAAUGAAAAUUCUCUCAUCAUUUACUCAACCUCAUGCCAUCCUAAAUGUGUGCAGAACACAAACAAAUAUUUUUAGAAGAACAUCUCAGCUCUGUAAGUCAAUAUAAUGCAAGUGAAUAGU